AUGUCAGCAGCUUCGAUGUUUGCGAGGGCGUCGCGGGGCGUGUGCACGAGGAGCGCCUGGAGCGGACUGAGGACACAGGACACGGCUGCACGGAGAAUACCGGCGCUUUCAGCGCUCGCGCGAUACUAUGCCUCGAAUUCCUACCCACCACACACAGUCAUCUCUAUGCCGGCGCUGUCGCCAACGAUGACCGCCGGAAACAUCGGAUCGUGGCAGAAGCAGCCCGGCGAUGCACUCGCGCCUGGUGAUGUGCUUGUCGAGAUUGAGACGGACAAGGCGCAGAUGGACUUUGAAUUUCAAGAGGAUGGCAUCCUUGCUAAGAUCUUGAAGGAGUCCGGCACCAAAGAUGUCGCAGUUGGCAACCCCAUCGCGGUUAUGAUCGAGGAGGGCGGCGAUGUCUCCGCUUUUGAGAACUUUUCCCUCGACGAUGCAGGCGGCGAKAAGGCGCCAGCCGCGAGCAAGAAGGAGAGCGGCCAGGAGGAUACCAUGGCCUCUGAGCCACCGUCUUCUAGCUCCGAAACCGCGCCCUCCGCAUCCAAGCAGGAGGCCCCCAAGGCACAAGAGUCCGAGUCGACCGGAGAGCGACUACAGACCUCCCUCGAGCGUGAUACUGGCGUCUCUCCAUCCGCGAAGAAGCUUGCGCUCGAAAAGGGCGUGGCCAUCUCCUCCAUCAAGGGUACCGGCAAGGGUGGUCAGAUCACCAAGCAGGACGUCGAGAAGGCCAAGCCCGCUGGCGGUGCUGCACCUGCAGUCGGAGGAGCUCCUGCAGCUGCUGCCUUUGAAGACGUCGAAGCCACUAGCAUGCGCAAGACCAUCGCCGCUCGUCUCACCCAGUCCAUGCAGCAGAACCCCCACUACUUUGUUGCCUCCUCCGUCUCCGUCGGCAAGCUGCUCAAACUUCGCGCUGCUCUCAAUGCCUCCGCCGACGGCAAGUACAAGCUCUCUGUGAACGACUUCCUCAUCAAGGCACUUGCACACGCGGCUCGCAAGGUCCCAGCUGCGAACAGCUCAUGGCGUGAGGAGAACGGCAAGGUCUUCAUCCGCCAGCACAACACCGUGGAUGUCUCUGUUGCCGUUGCUACGCCCGUUGGACUCAUGACCCCUAUUGUCAAGAACGUUACUGGCACAGGCCUUGAAGCUGUCUCAUCWCAGAUCAAGGAUCUUGGAAAGCGCGCCCGCGAUGGAAAGCUUAAGCCAGAAGAAUACCAGGGCGGGUCGAUAACGAUCUCGAACAUGGGCAUGAACAACGCUAUUGACCGCUUCACCGCAGUCAUCAACCCACCCCAAGCUACCAUCCUGGCAGUCGGUGCCGUGAAGAAGGUCGCCAUUCCUAAAGAGUUGGAAGACGGCUCCGAAGGCGUCGAGUGGGAUGAGCAGAUUGUCCUCACCGGUUCUUUCGACCACAAGGUGGUUGAUGGCGCUGUGGGAGGCGAAUUCAUGCGGGAACUCAAGAAGGUCAUUGAGAACCCGUUGGAGCUGCUGCUCUAG
This is a messenger RNA of Ramularia collo-cygni, 1488 nucleotides long. Its product is annotated as probable dihydrolipoamide acetyltransferase. Gene Ontology annotation, cellular component: pyruvate dehydrogenase complex. The record is from RefSeq and is a predicted model, not a curated record. Lineage: Eukaryota; Fungi; Ascomycota; Dothideomycetes; Mycosphaerellales; Mycosphaerellaceae. The coding region runs from base 1 to 1488 and encodes 495 amino acids. Gene Ontology annotation, molecular function: dihydrolipoyllysine-residue acetyltransferase activity. The transcript is spliced from 4 exons. Gene Ontology annotation, biological process: pyruvate decarboxylation to acetyl-CoA.